GUCCCACAUGUUGACACAGCUCCAGCCGGUGUUCGGUCAGAAUGAACCAUGUUCACGAUGAGGAUACUGUCACCGGUGGGUUGACUCGUUCCACGCAGCAGACACCGGACAGGUCGGUGUGAUCUCCUCCAGCUCCAGAGCUCUGGAGACACGCGUGGAGACGAGACGACGCAGAUCCAGCGAGGCGUCGCCAAAGACUGGACAGCACGCAAGACAUGAAGACCUGCAGAUUAAAAACUGUGAUGAAUGGACACUCAGCCUCCUGCAGGUGAAGCUUAAACUUUCAAGUUUGGUGGAUCCUGGUCUUCGAUGUCAUUAUGUCACUAUCAGACUGCAAGUAUGGGAGUGAUACCCACAUGGAGCAGGGUUGGAUGCUCCACAGCUCGCCCACGCAUCAGACAAAUGGGAAAACACCCAUCAGGACUUUUUUUGACUUCAGGCACACAAACAAGCCUGAAAAUCUGGACAUCAAGUGGCCUCCCCUGUUAUCGCUGAGCAACAUGCGGAGCGUCUCCAAAGUCAGACUGCUCAGUUUCCUCCUGGGCUUGACGCUGACCUUUCUCAUCAUGGCUUCCUAUAUUCUGCCCUGGGACAAGACGGGACUUCUGUUCACCCCCACACCCUUUCAGCUCAGACCUGUGUUCGACCUGACCAGCUCAGCAGAGGAAGAUUCCUCUGAAAAUACAUUAAUAGACAUGAAACUGCUGGUGAAGAUCCUCAGCUCCAAACUGGAAUACUCACCCAGGAAGGUGCCUGAUGAAAAGGACGUCAUUGAAACCGAGUCCCUUUUGUUCUCUGUAGUUCCUCGCCAUUUCCUGCCGAGCAUCAAGAGCCCCUGCUGGUACGAGGAGUUCUCAGGCGACCUCGGCACGGAUCCCUACCGGAGGAACCUCUUUACACUGCGCUCAAAGGGCUUCAAGACUGUGUGUGAGCAACUGAAGAUUGACUUCCACCGACACUUGUACCACAGGGGCGGCAAAGUGUUACGUCUGCGCUGCUUGCCAUACUUCUACAUCAUCGGCCAACCCAAGUGUGGCACGACCGACUUGUUUCAGAGACUGCGGCUGCAUCCGGAGGUCAAGUUCAACACCAUGAAGGAGCCACACUGGUGGACCAGGAAACGCUUCGGUUAUAUCCAUUCCAAAGUUGGCUUCCUGGAAAGUUUUCCUGUGCAGGACUACCUGGAUCUGUUUGACUUGGCAGCUCUUAACAUCCAAGCAGGAAUCAAUGGAAAUCCAUCUGGAGACCACAGCACGCUCCAGCUCAUAACAGGUGAAGCCAGUGCAUCCACCAUGUGGGAUAACCAAGCUUGGAGCAACCUCCAUGAAGGGGAGGAUGCUGAGCCUCCGUUCCUGGCCCAGGACUUCAUCCACGCCGUCCAGCCUGAUGCAAAAAUCCUCGUCAUGCUCAGAGAUCCAGUGGAGAGGCUUUAUUCUGACUAUCUGUACUUUACUGUGGGCAACAAAUCGGCAGAAGACUUCCAUCUGAAGGUUGCGGAGUCCGUGCAGUUGUUUCACUCUUGCCUGUCUGAGAGGACAAUACGUUACUGCGCCUAUGACACCAGCCUCUCCAACGCCAUGCCGGUGAGGUUGAAUCUGGGGAUGUACAUCGUCUUCUUACUGGACUGGCUGACAGUUUUCCAUCGGGAGCAGAUUCUGGUUCUGCGACUGGAAGACUACGCAGCCAAUAUCAAAGUGACAAUCAAGAAAGUUUUUGACUUUCUGAGUGUAGGUCCUCUGUCCAAGCAGGUGGAGGCAGCAGUGACCAAACGACCUAUGUCCAACACUCGGCGGGCAGCAGACAGGAACCUGGGUCCGAUGCUUCCUGCCACCAGAGACCUCCUCAAGGAAUUUCAUCAGCCCUUCAACUAUAAACUCGCCAGUUUGCUGGAGAACAAGGCUUUUCUCUGGAGUAACACCUGAAGGGGUGGACUUGGAAUAAUUGCAGAGGGGCGAGCAUGAGAAUCAGGAUCAUUGUUAAUGACCACACGACUGAGGAGUGCUUGUGCAGCCUGGUGGGCAGCAUCACUUUGAACACAAGAAACGACAACAAGCACAUCAGACAAUAUUUACCAGAUUAACUCAGAGAAACUCACAGAGAGCAGCUGUCGAGUCAAAAAGAGUCAAUGCUGGUCUCUUUGAGAUUUACCACCACGCCUGCAGAUGGACUCACAACACAUCACACACACGAGAUGCAAAAAUGAGCAAAGUGAAGAAGAAACGUCAGUGAUUUUGGGUCCCACAUUAUCUAACACUGAGUCAUGCAUUGUCAACACUUUGAGGAGGAGGCACUUAAAGCACUUCAGGUCAUCUUAUCUUGUGCUGUCGCUGACACACGUGUGUCGUGUAGAGAUUGGAAAGAAAACGGUGAGAUGAGAAAACCCUUUACUCUUUAAGAUAAGGAAUAAGAAAGAAAUUAAUAACACGGAGCAUGAAGAAUUUCUGAUAUAGACAAAUUCAUCAGAUGUGUUUGGAGAACUGUUUUUUAACAGGGAUGUUUUAAUGAGACCUUUAGCGCCUCCUAGAGGGCUGCAGCUGGAAGAGGCGGUGGGCAGAGUGAGAUGGGUCAGAGUUUUUUUUGUGAGGUGCAUUUGUGGUAUAGUGAUUCCACUGAUGAGAGGAGAGUGUCAGUAAUCUUGGAUGAUUUAUUGACUAUGUUCUGCUGUUGUGUGUGUUUGUUGACAUUCUGGUGAGUAUUGAUGUUCCAUUCAAGCGUAUUGCUGAUAUUGGUGCCAAGGAAUGGACAAGUCAGUGAUUUUGGGUUCUCCAGUGAUGUGUAUUGGGGGUUUUGGGGAAUGCCGGCCUUUGAAAUUUAUAAUGACAUCUUGUGUUUCUGUUGCAUUGAGUUGGAGAUUCUCAUCAAAGCCCCAGACCACGUGCCGAGGCUACUUCCUGAGGGUAUUAGCCUUGGUUGCUAUUUGUCAUAAGUCCAAUUAGGAUUGUGUCGUAGGCAUAUGGGACCUCGAGUGGUUUGUGUGGAGGCACAAAAGUCAGGGUGAGAGGAUACAAGUGUGGGUGACACCUGUGCUGUGCGUCAGAGACUCUAGUAGCAUGUGUAGGGAUCAACGUUCAUGUCCAUCUGUUUAUUGAAGGGAUUCAAAUGCAGGUGUAGGCGUCAGGUGUUGUGCGUGAUCAACCAGUGCAAGAAGCUGAGGUAACAGUGGAGGAAGUGCAUUGUAUAUGAAAGUGUGUGGGUCUUUGUUUGUGAUAUUUAUUUUCUUUUGAAAGAAUGAUGAUAAUAAUGAUAUUAAGUGGAUUUGUGUUUUAAUUUGAUGCUUUUAAUAGUGUUGAAAAUCCAAAGACAGCGCACGACUUCUGGAGAAAUGUUUCUAAAAUGAUGCACAAAACAUCUAUAACAUUUACACAUGAUUUAACAGUGCAUCCUUGGAUUAAUAAACCUUUUUUACUCAGUGUGAACAUCUGAUAACUUCAUCAAAUAGCCAAAACUGAAUUAUAUAGAAUGUGAUUCAGGCAGACAGUGUGAAAUAAUGAUUUAAAGUUAAAAUAAAACAAAAUGGCAAAUAAAAGUAGAAUUAAUUAAUCACAGUGGUUUAUUGAGAUCAUGUUCAUGUUUAAAGAUCAGUCACUAGAUGGCACUAAAACACAGAUCAUAACUCCAGUAGCUCGGCAUCCAGACGAUCAGUUUACUCUACUGAUAUUUCUGUGGCUUUUCAGACUCCAAUCCAGGUUACAAUGUGUAAAUAGUAUUGUCCUCAAAUACUUAAUAUUAUAAGUCAUGUUUUCCUGUCUUUGUUAUGGGGACGUCAGACACGUCUUCCUCUUCCUGGUUGUUUGAGCACCGUAACGAUUAUUCCUCAAAAGACUUUUCUGGUAAAUGAAACAAACUGAAUAGGACCAAAACCAAAAUAAUACAAUCCAGGUGAGAGAGGGUGUGUGAUUGAAUAUGAGACCAGAUGAACUCUGGUGAUCUGACUCUGCCCUCCAGGCGUCAGACGUAACCCCACAAUCAGUUUAGUGCUGCUAAUCAUAGUGAUUAUGUGUAUUUACCACCAUUCACAAGUAAUGGACCAGAAACACCUUUACAUGCAACUGCUUUUAAUUUAUUCUUCAUUCUUUUAGUGCUCUCGCUGUUUGUAAGGGAUUAUGUUCUCAUGAAAUGCAGAGAAUGAUUAAAUAUAGGAUUUACUUCACUUUAGCAGAAGCAGCACUGUAAUGAAUACAGACUAAAUUAUCCCCACCUGCCUUCACAUAUCUUGUCUCUGAGGAUGAGGUUCUUUUCUUUUCCUGUAAAUAACAUGUACAUUUCAUUCUGUUGCAUAUACAUUUUACAUGUAUGAAACACUGCCGGAGUGUUUCUUAU
This is a messenger RNA of Paralichthys olivaceus (Japanese flounder), 4320 nucleotides long. Its product is annotated as carbohydrate sulfotransferase 15-like. Gene Ontology annotation, biological process: hexose biosynthetic process. The record is from RefSeq and is a predicted model, not a curated record. Gene Ontology annotation, molecular function: N-acetylgalactosamine 4-sulfate 6-O-sulfotransferase activity. NCBI's taxonomy places the organism in Eukaryota, Metazoa, Chordata, Actinopteri, Pleuronectiformes, Paralichthyidae.